Chara braunii is the source of this 2666-nucleotide messenger RNA. The record is from the annotation of a GenBank genome assembly. Lineage: Eukaryota; Viridiplantae; Streptophyta; Charophyceae; Charales; Characeae.
AGGCAGCAGCAAGGGCUGCCGAUGAAGAAAGGACACAGCGUCGUGAGAAGAUAUUCACCGGAGAGCGGGCAUUACUUACCAUGGCAGCAGAAUGGCGAAGCGAGGCCGAGAAUAGCCAGUUGGAGGAUAGCGCAAACAAGAUAGUGGUCCUCUCGCAUCUCACGGAUCUCCUGGCAACCUGCAUUACACAGCAAGCGGAGAUCCUUGGUCUCGACAACUCGGUAGCUCAUCUCCAAGACCGCCUUCAGCGGGUGGAGAAGCGACCAGUCGCCGCCGCCGACGCAGGCUCUUCCAACACUGCCGACCGCCUCACCGCAUUGGAGAUGCACGUCGGCUCCCUCCAGGACGGUGCACAGUUACAGCAGACCGCAACGCAACAAUUGCAGCAACGGAUCUGCACUACCGCCACCACCUCGAGUCCAAAGCCGCGUGAGACAGCUCCUAAGUUCGAUGGGCAGGAGAUCUUCCACGACUCAAUGAGGACAGAUCCAAUUCCAUGGUUUCGGAAGUUCGAGCUCACGCUGCAGCUCCACAACGUCAAGGAACACAAGCACCACGCAUACUUUCCGCUAUCGGACAAGAUUCAGGCCGUCCAAGAGUGGCCGGAGCCUCGGAACGUCACGGAUGUCCGCUCGUUCCUCGGUCUCGCCGGCUACUAUCAGCGCUCCAUCAAAAGCUACUCGAAGAUCGCGGCCCACUUGAACAGGCUUCAAUGCGAGGAUCAGCCGUUCGACUUCGGAGAGGAGGCGCGGGGAUCAUUCUUCGCUCUCAAAGCCGCGCUAUUGUCUGCGGAGGUCUUGCGGAUAUACGACCCGCUCUUGCCUACGCGCGUCACUACGGAUGCGUCAGGCUAUGGCAUUGGUGCAGUCCUCGAGCAACAUGACGGUGUGGACUGGCACCCGGUCGAAUACUUCAGCAAGAAAGUGCCCAUCGUGCAUUCCAUUGAUGAUGCACGCAAGAAGGAGCUCCUCGCCUUUGUCCACGCGCUCAAGCGGUGGCGGCACUUCCUCCUUGGUCGAAGCCAAUUUCGCUGGGUAACGGACAACAAUCCGUUGGUCUUUUACAAGACCCAAGACACCGUCAAUAGCACCAUCGCUCGAUGGAUCGUUUUCAUCGACCAGUUCGACUUCUUUCCCGAUCACAUUCCCAGGAAGUCCAACCGUUUUGCGGAUGCUCUUUCACGGCGUCCGGAUCAUUGUAUCGCAGUCUACUCAACCUUCGAGAUCGACGACAACCUGCGGAACAGUUUCAUGUGCGGCUACCAAGCCGACCCCGAGUUUCGCGACAAGUACGCGAAUUGCUCCUCUCCUAAUCCGGCUCCUUCUCACUACCGGAUCCAAGAGGGGUACUUGCUUGUCCACAUGCGGGGGAAGGACCUUCUUUGCGUACCAAGUGAUCCUCACUUGCGUACACGGCUUCUUGGCGAGUUCCACGAUGCUCCCGCCACCGGACACUUUGGAGUCAAUCGCACGAUUGACCGACUUCGCCAACGAUUUUGGUGGCCCGGCCUUCUCGGCGACGUCACGCGGUAUUGUGAGUCAUGCGAGGUUUGCCGACGCUGCAAAUCCCGCAACCAUCGUCCGUACGGCGAGUUACGACUAUUGCCAGUCCCGUUGAGGCGAAGGGAAGCGAUUGCCAUGGACAUUACCGGCCCGUUCCCCAAGCACAAGACCGGAGUGGAUGGGAUUCUUACGGUGGUCGACCGACUCACCAAGUUCGCCAUGUUUUUGCCUUGUCGCUAUCAUGCCAAGGCACCGGAGUUGGCCGAGGUUCUUUACGCCGGUUGGAUUCGAACCAAGGGUUACCCCAAGGAGAUCGUCUGCGACCGCGACACUCGGUUYAUGUCCGAUUUUUGGUUGGCGCUCAUCAAGCGAUGGGGCUCAUCUCUCAAGCCCAGUUCAGCUCGCCACCCUCAGAGCGAUGGCCAGACGGAGAGGGCGCAUCAGACCGCACAGGUUCUUCUUCGCAAUCUCAUCUGCCCCGACCAGAAUGAUUGGGUUGAGCGACUGCCGGACGUCGAGUUGGCCUACAACUCUUCCAUCCACCCGGCUAUUGGGAUAUCACCCUUUGAGUUCGAGCACGGCUCGCCGGUCACGUCACCGUUGGACACUAUUACUCCACGCACGACCGAGAGCGACGACCAUCUUCUUUUCUUGCGUAGGAUGCAAGAGCUUCUUGUCAAGGCACGCGACCAGAUGGCUAAGAUGCAACAGCACAUGAGCCAGCAGGCCAAUCGCCAGCGUCUUCCUUGUCCAUUCCGCACUGGUGACCUCGUCUGGGUUUCCGCAGCGGAAUUCAGCCUUGAACAAGACAUCUCUCGCAAGCUCCUUCCGAAAUGGAUGGGGCCUUGGCCGAUCGUAGCGCCCGCUGGGGACGCACCCGAAGGACCUUCCUUCACGAUUCAGCUGCCCGACCACUUGCCCGUCUACCCAAUCUUUCAUUGCUCCAAAUUGGCUCUCUACACGCCAGCAGAACAUGACGAUUUUCCCGGGAGGCGUACGCAAGACCCACCUUCUAUGGAUGGUUUUCAGGAGGUCGGCGACAUCAUCUCCCAGCGACGCUACGGCAGCAGGCCGACUAAAUAUUUGGUGCAUUUUGCAUACUGCACACACGGAGCUGACUGAUGGUUAACCCGUGCGGAACUUCAAGCGACAGCUCCAAACGUU